GCUUGGAAGAAGGUGAAGAAAACCUAAUCAGAUCAAAAAACGCGUACAGCUUGUUUGAGUGCAAAACUUUUCGUGAUUAUGCAACAUUGUGUGGAACGUCGCACGUAUUAAUCCUGGCCGAUAUAGUGACAAGCUUUAAUAACUUUGCCAUGGAGAAAUUUGAGUUGUGCUUUUUUGCACUACGUAACACUGUCAUCUUUUGCUUGGGAUAUUUGCACUAGAAAAAUUUUCAAUGGCUUCCAAUUCAUCAAGGAUAAAAAUAUGAUUGAAUUCAUCGACUAUGUAGGAGGGCCGUGCGGAAGCGUGGUUAGACUUUUGGAAGCAAAAAAUGAGAGACUUCGUACAUUUACUACAGACAAAGAACGGUCCCACAUAUUAGUGGUGGACGAGAAUGCAAUGUACGGAAACAUUAUUCGCAGCAGUAAAAUCCCCUACUCUGAAUUCGAGUGGGUGGAGGAUUUAUCGACCAUAGAUAUAGAUAACUAGGACGAAAAUUCAGACACAGGUUACAUCAUUUCUACAGAUUUAGACUAUCCGCGAGACGUGGCUUCAAAAACAUUAAAUUUACCAUUGCUGCCUUACCGCCGAAGCAUGAAUCUGUCAGAACUAUCCAACAAGGAAAAAAAAGCAUGGGCUGAAAUGCAUGGAAUGGGUAAUUCUGGGGGAGUGGAAUCCAGAAUAAUACUUGAUGUCAAAAAUAAAGUUGAUUACAAAUGUGAAAUUGCGACUUUAAAGUAUUACAAGUCAAGGGGAAUUGUGAUUCGUAAGAUUAAUAAAGCAAUAAAAUAUAAGCAGACCAACUGGCUAGGGGAUUUUUACGAGUUAGUGUCAACGUUAAGAAGAGAGGCGAAAUUGUCAGGGGAUGAUAUUGGGUAUUUAUUUCUCGAGUAUACAAGAUCGAAUAUUUGGGUACUUCAUGCUUUCUUCUGAAAAGUAUGUGGAUGUUCAUAUUGCUAGUACAUACGACGAGGCAAUUAAAUUCAUGUCAAAGCAUAAUUUUAUGUCCUACAAAAUUUUGAAUAAAAACGAAGGAAUUGUCAUGUUUCUUAUGCGCAAAAAUACAAUCCGUUACAAUAAGAACCCUGCAGCAGCAUGUUUUGUCUUGCACAGGUUUGUCACUUUCAUCACACUAAAUACUUUCGCUGUGCAAUUGAAAAAUAUCCAGUUUUUAUAGAGCAAAACGUUCGCUGUACUCGUUUAUGGAGACACUGGAAUCAAAGUUAGGCCCGGGCUUGAAGGUUGGGUUUUUUGACACAGACGCCAUUUCAUGCCAAGUUCCAGAUCCAAAUAAUGAUUUUUUCGAUCGACUGAAGACGAUUCCGAAUCUCGACUAUUCAGAACUAAACCCAUUUCACAUACUCUAUGACAGUUCUCAUGCAGGAGAGGGUGGUUAUUGGAAAGUGCAAACACUUGAAGCUAUUGAGAUUGUGUCACUACGCGGGAAAGCCUACUCUGUCAAAGAAUUCUGCAUCCUUUGCAAUAAUUCUGGUGAUCGGAAUUGUGUGUGCUCUGGUCGGAAGGCGUGUUCCGGGUUUCCAGACGCUAAAAAUAGGUUGACACACGAUAUGUACAAGCAUUCAUUGUUUAACCACCAACCACGCCACGUCAAUGUCAACCUCCUUCGAGCAAAGGAUCAUAAAUUGAGCAUUGUGAAAAGACGAUUUACUGCUUUCGGCGGUACAAAUAAUAGUCUCAUCAUACUUCCUGACGGUAUUAACACACUUCCGUUUGGAGCUGACUGGCUUAUUCCUUAGCUAACUCCAGUAUAAAAUGGAUCCCUUCAAAAUUGGCCUAAAUGAAGAAUUAUUACAUUACAAAGUCCCCCAUCCUUUUACAGGCCUCAUUACCGGUAAUAAACCACGUAACAAAAAUAAUAGGCAACUUUUCAACUGUAUUAUUCUUCCAGGAAACCAAAACGUGGAUAAAACGUAUGAAAUUUGUCGAUGGAUUGUAAAUCGUGAAAAAAUAUU
Molecule: messenger RNA, 1970 nt
Organism: Folsomia candida
Lineage: Eukaryota; Metazoa; Arthropoda; Collembola; Entomobryomorpha; Isotomidae
Exons: 2
Coding region: 1200-1754 (184 amino acids)
Source: RefSeq, a predicted model, not a curated record